This is a messenger RNA of Annulohypoxylon maeteangense, 1102 nucleotides long. RefSeq lists its product as uncharacterized. The coding region runs from base 224 to 886 and encodes 220 amino acids. The transcript has a single exon. NCBI's taxonomy places the organism in Eukaryota, Fungi, Ascomycota, Sordariomycetes, Xylariales, Hypoxylaceae. The record is from RefSeq and is a predicted model, not a curated record.
AUUUACCGCAGCCAGGUACGGCGGUAUGACGCGUUGUAUCAACUACGACAGAAGGCCGUCAUGGGUUAAAGAACCCCAGUUGGCACAUGGCGGAUAGACGAUGAAACCUCAUCUACCUUAGGAUGGAGUUACUCAUGAAUUCUGUACCCCGUUCUGUGCGAGAGUCUCAACCAAAGGGCGGGCUGGUUACACAUCAUACGAUUCACAAACGCCAUCUACUCUAAUGAAUAUCUUCAUCUCUACUAGAGAUACUUCAACGGCGGCUACCAGCCGCGUCCUAUGGAUAGUUGUCUCCGUCUGUUCAAUCACAGGCGUUGCUAUCAUCCUCACGCUUGCAUUCGUUGGCCACACACUGCUUCGUCGCCGACGGCAGGCUGCUUUCCGGGAGUUCGAAGCGGCUCGACUUCGGGAUCCGACCCUAACAUGGGAGGUAUAUGCUCGGAGGCGCCGGUUCACGCACUCGCGGCUCAUAUUCGAACAAGAAAUGCAGCGGAGCACUAUGAUCCGCAAGUCGCAACAGAGCCGCACCUUUAUCAUAAACAAACGAGUAGGAGGGUGUGGCCAAGAUAUUGAUAUCAAGAGAUGUGAAAUAGAAGAAGACGAAGUUUUGAUAAAGACGCGCCGAAGCGAUGACUGGCCCCUCGAGACCGUAUGUGGGGAGAACAAGCAGAAAUUAGUCAACAAUCUGUAUUCACUGACGACGAUGGAUAUGCAGCAUACUGAAGAAGGGGAUAGGAGAAAUUAUUCCUCCAUAACGACUAUUCGACUUAAAACUCCACCUUUACUAGCUCAUCCGGCAUUUCGGGACUGCGACAGGACGUUUCCUCCGAGGAGUUCGAGUUUACCGACGGAAAUGACUAGAGCAAAGCCUCUCCCAUUACUCUGAUACUGGAUGUUUCUUUAGUAUAUAUAAAUACCCAACGUUACCUGUGUUUGAUCUUUUGGAUUACAUUUUCGCUAUUGUCGGGAAGACGAUGAGUAUUAGCCUCGUGGAGUUUAGGAAAUUUAAUUCUUAAUGUUUGAAGAUUGUGGCAUUAAACAUCUAUAGAGGUACCUAUAUUGAGAUCUACCUAAUAACUUAGAACAAGAAUGUUUUGAUACC